Messenger RNA from Salarias fasciatus (jewelled blenny), 2884 nucleotides. It is a transcript of the gene pde10a, whose product is annotated as phosphodiesterase 10A. Gene Ontology annotation, biological process: signal transduction. NCBI's taxonomy places the organism in Eukaryota, Metazoa, Chordata, Actinopteri, Blenniiformes, Blenniidae. Gene Ontology annotation, molecular function: protein binding; 3',5'-cyclic-nucleotide phosphodiesterase activity. The transcript is spliced from 22 exons. Bases 288 to 2810 code for a protein of 840 amino acids. The record is from RefSeq and is a predicted model, not a curated record.
AAAGACGUGGAUCAACAAGUUGCCUUCAGUGCGUAAUUUCUUUUCGAGCUGUAAUCUGCGACGCACGUGAUCGACAAAUCACUUCGGCGGUGAAUAUUUCUCAUUUGUCGAGAGAAAUAAGCCCCGGAUCGGCGCUGGAGACACAUCUUUUCCGAUUACGGCGGGAAUCAUGAGCCGACCGGCUCCACGCCUCGCUGCGCGUCCAGAUGCUCGGCUGGCCACCACAUGGUAACUUUGCGCACAGUGCACGCUGCAAAAGGGCACAUAUACAGAAGGGAUCUGAAUGAAUGGGACUGAGAUUUACUCGCAUUUGUUCUCUUCUCGCCCCCCUCAGACUGUUGUUUGCGUUUUAUAUCCGGCCGGUUGAAGGCGUCUCACCUUAUCAACAGAUAUCGAUUUCAGCGGUGGAUAGAUUAAACACUCAACAGCAAAUGUCGAGGAAACGGAAAAGUCCGGAUGUCCAGCGGUUUGAGGACUCUCCGCCUGCAGGAAGCAGCGACCAAGACUUGACAGAUGAGAAAGUGAAGGCCUACCUCUCGCUGCACCCGCAGAUGCUGGAUGACUUUGUGUUGGAGAGUGUGAGCACAGAGACGUUGGACAGAUGGCUGAAGAGGAAGACCAGCAGCAGGCCUGCAGAUGACACAUCAGCUAAGGAAGUCAGCAGGCAGUACCAGGACACAAAUAUGCAGGGUGUGGUGUAUGAACUCAACAGCUACAUGGAGCAGCGCCUGGACACUGGAGGAGACAACAAACUUCUGCUCUAUGAGUUGUGCAAGAUCAUCAAAACAGCAACAAAAGCUGAUGGAUUUGCACUUUACUUCUUGGGAGAAUGCAACAAUAGUUUAUGUUUAUUCACUCCAACGGGGGCCAAGGAUGGCCCUCCAAGCCUCAUUCCUUCUGGCCCCAUCACAUUUGGGACAACCAUUGCCGCUCAUGUUGCCAAGACUCGCAAAACACUGCUUGUAGAGGACAUCAUGGGGGACGAGCGAUUCCCCGACGGCACAGGGCAGGACUCAGGGAUCCACGUUCACUCUGUCCUGUGCCUCCCCAUCCUCACUGCCAUCGGGGACCUCAUCGCCAUCCUGGAGCUGCAUCGGCACUGGGGCAAGGAGCCCUUCAACCUCAGCCACCAGGAGGUUGCAACAGCUAAUUUAGCCUGGGCAUCAGUUGCCAUUCAUCAAGUACAGGUGUGCAGAGGCCUCGCCAAACAGACUGAGCUCAAUGACUUCCUACUAGAUGUGUCCAGAACAUACUUUGAUAACAUUGUGGCAAUAGAUUCUCUACUUGAACAUAUUAUGAUAUAUGCAAAAAACCUGGUGAAUGCAGACAGGUGUGCACUCUUCCAGGUAGAUCACAACAACAAAGAACUGUACUCUGACCUGUUUGACAUCGGAGAAGAGAAAGAAGGCAAACCUGUCUUUAGGAAAACCAAAGAAAUUAGGUUUUCUAUAGACAAGGGAAUAGCUGGCCAAGUGGCUCGGACAGGGGAAGUCUUAAAUAUCCCAGAUGCCUAUGCAGACCCACGGUUCAACCGAGAGGUGGACCUCAAAACUGGCUACACCACGCGGAACAUCCUGUGCAUGCCCAUCGUGAGCAGGGGGACCGUAAUAGGUGUGGUGCAGAUGGUGAACAAGCUAAGCGGAAGUGCCUUCACUAAAACAGAUGAGAACAACUUUAAGAUGUUUGCUGUCUUUUGUGCUCUGGCCUUACACUGUGCAAAUAUGUAUCACAGGAUCCGACACUCUGAAUGCAUAUACAGAGUGACCAUGGAAAAACUGUCUUAUCACAGCAUCUGCACAUCUGAAGAAUGGAAGACCCUCUCCCAGCUCAACCUCCCUGCGAUCAUCUAUAAAGAGAUUGAGAUGUUCCACUUUGACAUCAAUUCCUUUGAAGAGAUAUGGCCUGCUGUCUUUAUCUACAUGGUUCACAGCUCCUGUGGAAAAAACUGCUUCGAGCUGGAGAAACUGUGUCGGUUCACCAUGUCCGUACGGAAGAACUACCGCCGUGUGCCGUACCACAACUGGAAGCACGCGGUGACGGUGGCGCACUGCAUGUACGUCAUCCUGCAGAAAACCUCCGGGAUCUUCACAGAAGAAGAGAAGAAGGGUUUGUUGAUAGCCUGUUUGUGCCACGAUCUGGAUCACCGGGGUUAUAGCAAUGCCUACCUGCAGAAGUUUGACCAUCCGCUGGCUGCUCUGUACUCCACCUCUACCAUGGAGCAGCACCAUUUCUCUCAAACCGUCUCCAUCCUGCAGCUGGAAGGGCACAAUAUUUUCUCCAACCUGAAUUCCAGCCAGUACGAGCAGAUGCUGGAGAUCAUCCGAAAGGCCAUCAUUGCCACGGACCUCGCCUUGUACUUCAACAACCACCAGCAGCUCACGGAGCUGCUGGCCUCGGGGGCCCUGGACCUGAACAACCAUUCGCACAGGGACCGUGUGAUUGGUCUGAUGAUGACAGCAUGUGACCUGUGUUCUGUUACCAAGCAGUGGCACAUCACACGACUCACGGCCAACGACAUCUAUGCCGAGUUCUGGGCUGAGGGAGAUGAGAUGAAGAAGAUUGGGAUGCAGCCGAUCGCCAUGAUGGACAGAGACAAGAAGCAUGAAAUUCCCCAGGGGCAGGUUGGAUUUUACAACGCUGUAGCAGUUCCAUGUUACACGACACUAGCAGAGCUUUUUCCUCCAUCGAACCCUCUUUUAAAAGCCUGCAAGGACAACCUGAGCCAGUGGGAGAAGAUCGUGCGAGGAGAGAUGGAGGACAACGUGCCCAGCCAGCCUCGGGAUUCAGGCCCGGUCAAAGUGGACAACUGACAACCAAAGGAAUCGCUGGCCCACCAAAGGAAUACACCCGGAAUCCUGCCACGGUCCUGGAACGCCAGAGAGGG